AGUAUAAAGAUGCAAAACCAAAAUGAUUUGAUAAAAAAAAAACUGUACAACAAAAUUCCACACGAUGUUAAAAUGCAGGCUGCCGUAAAAUUUAUAAAUUGUUUCUAGACUCUCAGAGUGAACACUUUCCUGGAAUUCCAAAGGCAUUAAAAAUGGAUUCAGAGAGAGAGCGAAAUGUUGCUCAUUGCGAAGAGUCACGGAAGGCAACAUCUUUCUGGCACGUGGAUAGAGAAAUGCUCAGAUUCAAAAUACAUUUCUUCUUGUUCAUUGGAGCGCUUUCUGCAGCCAUCCCCUUCAUAGUUGUCUUCGCCAAGGAAAGGCUGGGACUGUCCCCCUCAUCCCUGGGAGCAGUGCUCACAGCCCAAAUGUUUCUCUUCAUUUUCACCAAACCUCUUAUUGGAUACAUCGCUGAUUACUUCAACAGGUUAAAAUCCAUCAUUGUAGUCUUAACUGUCACCAUCGGGGUUUGCUACUUCUGCUUGCUUGCAAUCCCUAAAUUCGAGCGAGAACCUUCCAUUACAUUUUCUCAAGAAGGAAUGCUUCAUGCAACUUUCUGUCGCACAUGUGAAGAUCUAUUUAAGUUCAGACAUGCUGAAGCUAACUUUUCAAUGACAGAAAUGUUAAAUAAUUAUUUCAAUACUCGAAAUGAAUCCUGCCAGCUAUGCUCUCAAUGUACAAUUUGUACUCUGAAUGCUACAAACAAAUCUUUCUUCAAAGCUCAGAAUUUUUUGAAUGAUUCAUAUGAAUACAGGCAGAAUGAACAAAACAAUAAUGGAAGAAAAUUAUCUAUAGUUUGUUAUAAAGAUGAUUCGAUAAAUAUAAGUUUGUGCUCAUGUAUUGCUAAUUCUUCGAAGAAUUUCAAUAGUGAUUGCACUAAAAUAUUUUGUUCGGAUAUGUGGUAUAUCAAGGAGAAAGGUCACUAUUUUAAAAAUAUUUCAGCACUGUUUCCCAAGCUUUCAAAAAACCUUACGGAGUUAUGCAGCUUUCUAAAUGCUUCAACAAACCUGGAAGUACACCGAAAUAUCCCACAAACAAACAGUAUGAACGAUUUCCAAACGAUGCAGUUCUGGAUAUUUGCUUUCCUUUUCUCACUGUCCAGCAUCUGUGGAAACGCUACAUUCACCCUAUCUGACACCGCGUGUUGUGAAAGUAUCCAGAAAAACGGUGCCGACUUUGGCAAGCAACGCAUGUGGGGAUCCGUCGGCUGGGGGCUCAUCGCACCCAUCGCCGGUUUCCUCAACGACUGCACCGACGAUUUCCUCUAUUCUUGGAUACUGAUGGCAGUCAUGUUGCUUUUCUUUCUGGGCAACUUAUCCACUCUGGACCUUCUCAAACCUCACUAUUCGACAAACAUUCUCGGGGAUGUUGGAAAAGUUUUAAAAUCAAAAGAGUUUCUUGCUUACGAAUUAGUGAUUUUCAUGAAUGGCAUUUCAACUGGCAUGAUCUGGUUUUAUUUGAUAUGGUUUUUGACUUCCAUCGGUGGCAGCGAACUCCUCUGUGGACUGUGCAUUGCAGUUCAGUGCUUUUGCGGAGCUAUACCGUUUAUGUUUUUCUCCGGCUGGGUCAUCCGAAAAGUCGGAUGUUUUCAGAUUCUGAGCGCUGCCUUGUUGACGUACGUCGUUCGUUUCCUUUGGUACAGCUACCUCUACAACCCCUGGUGGGUCCUUCCUGUUGAGUGCUGUCAUGGGAUCACGUACGGACUGUAUUACACGGUCUUGGCUCACUACGGAAAGAAAAAUUCGAAACCGGGUGCAGAGGCGACAACACAAUCAAUACUUUUCAGCACGCAUGAAGGAUUAGGUGCUGGCCUCGGGUGUGUUCUCUCGGGUAUUGGAUUCGACUAUAUUGGAGGACGCGAGACUUUCUUCGCUGCAAGCAUGUUCUGCGGAUGCGGAUUCAUCAUCAGCAUCGUCCUAUUCAUCACCAUCAUUAGGCAGAAAAGGGCAGAAGAAAUCACUGCUACGAGUCACACGCGUGAUGCGAAUGCUGCAGCUGUAAAGUCAUCACAGCCGGCAUCAAGAGACACACUUGCUUAAUCUAUUUCAGUGUUUUCAAAAUCAAACAUAAUAUUACAACAUAGAAUAAAUGCGGGGUUUUUUUUCUGA
Molecule: messenger RNA, 2105 nt
Organism: Argiope bruennichi
Lineage: Eukaryota; Metazoa; Arthropoda; Arachnida; Araneae; Araneidae
Product: major facilitator superfamily domain-containing protein 6-A-like
Exons: 4
Coding region: 153-2036 (627 amino acids)
Cellular component (GO): membrane
Source: RefSeq, a predicted model, not a curated record